AUGGCCCCUGUUAAGAACGGUCGUUAUCUUUUCAACGAGAUCCCUACAGGUUACCCCGUCCCAGGCAAGACCACGAUAUACGAUGAAUCCGAGACAAUUGACCUGGACAAUGUCCCUCUGAAUGGCGGCGUCCUCGUCAAGAUCCUUGUCCUCUCCAUCGAUCCGUACAUGCGCGGAAGGAUGCGGAGCCCUGAGAACAAAAGCUAUGUUGAACCCUUCAAGCUAGGGGAACCCUUGGCGAACUCUGGUGUUGGUGUCGUUCUUCGCUCUGAGGCUCCAAAUGUGAAGCCAGGCGACCAUCUCUAUGGAUUCUACCGGUUCCAACAAUAUGAUGUCAUCACCGACGUGAAGAGUUUCCGUGUGCUCGAGAACAAGGAGGGCCUGCCAUGGUCGGUCUACCUCGGCGUCGCCGGUAUGCCUGGAGAGACUGCGUGGUAUGCUUGGCAAGAGUAUGCUGAAGCUAAGAAGGGGGACACUGUGUUUGUCACUACAGGCGCAGGUAUCACCGUCAUCCAGAUUGCCAAGGCCGCAGGCCUCAAGGUAAUCGGCUCCGCAGGAUCCGACGAGAAGGUUGAGUUCAUGAAGACCAUCGGCGCCGAUGUCGUCUUCAACUACAAGACGACCAAGGCGAGCGACGUCCUCGAGAAGGAGGGCCCGAUCAACAUCUACUGGGAUAAUGUCGGCGGAGAGCAGUUGGAAGCCGCAAUCGAGUACGCUGCCCCCGGCGCCCGCUUCAUCGAAUGCGGCAUGAUCUCGGGAUACAACACGACCGAUCAUUACCACGUCAAGAACCUCUUCAAGAUCGUCACAAAACAGCUGCACUUCCACGGCUUCAUCGUCGGCUUCCUCCGGCACAAGUACGUCGACGAGUUCUAUUCGUCCUUCGUGGGCCGUGUCGCCAGGGGCGAGAUCAAGUACAAGGAGCACAAGCUGUACGGGCUCGACAAGGCGGGAGAGGGCAUACUUGACGUGCAGAGCGGGAAGAAUUUCGGCAAGUGCGUAAUUGUCGUUGCGGAGGAGUAA
Dichomitus squalens LYAD-421 SS1 is the source of this 1023-nucleotide messenger RNA. RefSeq names its product NAD(P)-binding protein. Lineage: Eukaryota; Fungi; Basidiomycota; Agaricomycetes; Polyporales; Polyporaceae. The record is from RefSeq and is a predicted model, not a curated record. The coding region runs from base 1 to 1023 and encodes 340 amino acids. The transcript is spliced from 10 exons. Gene Ontology annotation, molecular function: oxidoreductase activity, acting on the CH-CH group of donors, NAD or NADP as acceptor.